This is a messenger RNA of Eimeria tenella, 125 nucleotides long. RefSeq lists its product as uncharacterized. The annotation marks the transcript as partial. NCBI's taxonomy places the organism in Eukaryota, Apicomplexa, Conoidasida, Eucoccidiorida, Eimeriidae. The record is from RefSeq and is a predicted model, not a curated record. The transcript is spliced from 2 exons.
ACUUUGGAUUCGCUACGCCCAACAUGAUGACAUCUUUGGAAAGGUCCACGUCAACGCCCUUCAAGGCACUGCAUGCAAUGUGUACAACCAGGGCUGCUCCGGGGGUUAUGUUUUUUUGGCUUUGA